This is a messenger RNA of Microdochium trichocladiopsis, 2304 nucleotides long. RefSeq names its product glycoside hydrolase family 55 protein. Lineage: Eukaryota; Fungi; Ascomycota; Sordariomycetes; Xylariales; Microdochiaceae. Bases 1 to 2304 code for a protein of 767 amino acids. The record is from RefSeq and is a predicted model, not a curated record. Gene Ontology annotation, molecular function: polygalacturonase activity. The transcript is spliced from 7 exons.
AUGGCCCGAGUCCUUCUCCUGGCGGCCAGCCUGCUGGCUGCCACUUUCACCACUGCCUCGCCUGUCCAGGGUGCCAGCAGCUCCGUUUCUCACGACGAGAAACGGCAGUCGACGAGCUUCUGGUAUGCCAACAUGGACCACACCGGCAACCCUCGCGGCUACGCCCCGGACCUCGACGGCGACUUCUCGUACGCCGUGUACAAGGCCGUUGCUCCCGGCGAUGGUGCCGGCAUUCAGCGAGCCAUCAACGAGGGCACCAAUGGCGCAACUCGUCAUGGCCAGUGGCUUGCUUCUCAGCCCAGAGUUGUGUAUAUUCCCCCGGGCACAUACACCAUUAGCAACACGAUCUACAUGAACACCGACACCAUUCUCAUGGGAGACGCCACCAACCCACCCAUCAUCAAGGCCGCCCCUGGCUUCUCGGGCAGUCAGGUCCUGAUCAAUGGCCAGGAUCCGUCUACUGGUAUUUCUGGAGAGCUCUCCUUCGCCGUCGGCUUGAAGAACCUUAUUCUUGACACCACGAGCAUUCCCGGUGGCAAUGCGUUUACCGCGCUCUACUGGGGUGUUGCCCAGGUUGCCCAACUCCAGAACAUCAAGAUCACCAUGGCCUCGUCAUCUGGCGGCAACGGCCACACUGGUAUCAGACUUGGCAGAGGCUCAACUCUGGCUCUCGCGGACGUGCGCGUUGAGCGUGGACAGAAUGGUAUCUGGCAAGACGGCCACCAGCAGGCCCUGUACAAGUCCAUCUACUUCUACCAGAACACUGUGGGCAUGCUCAUCACUGGUGGCGCCACCGUCAGCAUCCUGGCACCAACCUUCGAGACGGUCGGCACGGCCGUACUCUGCACUGGAGGCUCGCCUUACAUCGGCCUGGUAGACGCCAGAUCCAUCAACUCUGGCGUCACCUUCAAGACCACAGUGUGGCCUUCAUUCCUGAUCGAGAACCUCACCAAGGACACCAACUCCGACAUUGCUCAAAACCCGGACGGCACUCUCCUGUCCGGCAGGUCCCACGUCGAUACCUACACUUUCGGCAACACCGUUGGCCGCAACCCUGUCUAUGGCGCCACAACCACGACCAACACGCGCCCUCAGGCGCUUGCUCCCGGAGGCAGGUACCCUGUCUUGCCUGCACCUAACUACGCCUCCAACACUGUUGCCGACUUCAUCAACGUGAAGGACCCUGCCCAGAACGGUGGCCGCACUGUUCUCGGAGACAACACCAAGGACGAGUCCCAGGUCCUGAACCAGAUCCUGCAGCUUGCUGCCAGCACUGGCAAGAUUGCUUACUUCCCCUUCGGCAAGUACCGCGUGGACGACACACUCCUUAUCCCCAAGGGCUCUCGCAUCGUCGGUGAAGCCUGGGCCACCAUCACAGGCAACGGCGACAGGUUCAAGGAUGAGAGCAACCCUCGCCCGGUUGUCAAGGUCGGAAACGCUGGUGACGUCGGUGUGGCUCAAAUCUCCGACAUGCGCUUCACCGUCUCCGAUGUGCUCCCCGGUGCCAUUGUAGUACAGUUCAACAUGGCUGGCUCGAAGCCUGGCGACGUUGCCCUUUGGAACUCGCUGAUCACCAUUGGCGGUACCCGUGGUGCUAGCGGCCUCACCGACAAGUGCCGCGAUUCCAGAAACGAAUGCAAGGCAGCCUUCCUGGGCAUGCACUUCACCUCUGGCUCGUCCGCAUAUGUCGAGAACGUGUGGAACUGGGUUGCCGACCACAUCACCGAGGACUUUAACGGCGGUUCCAGCAUUGCAGCCAAGGGUGGCGCUCUUGUCGAGUCGACCAAGGGCACAUGGCUCCACGGCCUGGGCAGCGAGCACUUCUGGCUCUACCAGCUCAACCUCCGCAAGGCCAGCAACGUCAUGGUCUCGCUUCUGCAGUCCGAGACAAACUACGACCAGGGCGACAACGUCCAACAGAUCCCUCCCGCACCCUGGGUCGCCAGCGUCUCUGGCUGGGGCGACCCGGACUUUUCCUGGUGCUCGGGCGGUGAUACUCGCUGCCGCAUGGGCUUUGCCAACUACAUCAACGGCGGCUCCAACAUCUACACCUAUGCCUCCGCGUCGUGGGCGUUCUUCAGCGGUCCGGGAUACCAGAGCUGUGCGGGACCAUUUGCAUGCCAGAACCACCUUCACUGGAUCGAGCAGACGCCUUCCAACUUCCAGGCCUUUGGCCUCUGCGGCAAGGACAGCUGGGCAGCACUCCGCCUUGGGGAUGGUACCGUCAUCACCAGCCAGCCCGACUUCAAGGGCUCUUGGGCCGAUGGCAACGGCGGCUCGCUCGUCGACCGCUACACUCCCUAA